Chelonia mydas (Green sea turtle) is the source of this 904-nucleotide messenger RNA. RefSeq names its product presenilin enhancer, gamma-secretase subunit (gene PSENEN). The transcript is spliced from 4 exons. Gene Ontology annotation, cellular component: gamma-secretase complex. Gene Ontology annotation, biological process: Notch receptor processing. The record is from RefSeq and is a predicted model, not a curated record. Bases 395 to 700 code for a protein of 101 amino acids. NCBI's taxonomy places the organism in Eukaryota, Metazoa, Chordata, Testudines, Cheloniidae.
GGUCCAGCUGACCUCUAACCCCUUGCCAGCCUUGACCCUCGCCCCGGGGCAUGCUGGGAGUUGUAGUCCCCAUCCCCAGUAGCGAAAACCGGUUCUGCCCGGGAUCCCCGCCUGGCACCAUCCUGAGCCUCGCGCUCGUGGGGACCGACGAGCCCAGAGGGACAGCGGGGAGCGUGCCCUGCCCAGUCCCGCCAGAGAAUGAGACUACAGCUCCCAGAAUGCACCGCGGCAGGAUGGCGGCUCGCCCUAUUGUAUCGUGAAGGAGGACUACGGCCCCCAACAUGCACCGCGGGCCGGAACCGAUCUCGGGACUACAACGCCCGGCAUGCAGCAAGCCAGGCGCAUGCGCUAGGCCGCGCUCAGGAGGUCGACUGCCCGUGGGGCCGGGGCCGGCAUGAACCUGGAGCGGGUCCCCAACGAGGAGAAGCUCAACCUGUGCCGGAAAUACUACCUGGGCGGCUUUGCCCUUCUGCCCUUUCUCUGGCUGGUCAAUGUGCUGUGGUUCUGCCGCGAGGCCUUCCUGGCACCCGCCUACACCGAGCAGCCGCAGAUCAAGAGUUAUGUCCAGCGCUCAGCCAUGGGGCUGCUGUUCUGGGUGAUCGUGCUGACCACAUGGGUCACCAUCUUCCAGACACACCGGGCCCGAUGGGGCGAGCUGGGCGACUACCUGUCCUUCACCAUCCCACUGGGCAUCCCCUGAUGGCACCCGGUGUGCUCAGAGGGCAUCCAGGGGGCGCCCUCCAGCUGGGACCAGGGGGGGUCAAGUCCCUGCCCCUCCUGCUAGAGCUGCCGUUCCUGGCUGGGGGUGCUGGUCCUCCGUGUACCCAGUUCUGCCCCGUGAUCCCACCUGGGCUGUGCCCCCCACUCCAGGAGAAUCAAUAAAGCUGAGGCCUGUUUCACCCUG